AUGAGUGAAGCGAAGACGAUUGUGCGGAUAACAACAAGAGAGAAUACAUACAAAAGGAACAGGAAAUUGGCCAUUUUCCCGCAGAAUGCAGUAAUCAGGCACAAAGAGAAGAAUGUUGUGAAGGAUCUUAUGAAGUUUUCUGAAAUUUCAACUGCUGAAACAUCGCAAAAGGCAUUUGUGGAAGAGCAUGUAAAUAAGUGGAUUGAUGGGAUUUUCCAUGGAAUCUGCCAAUUCGUUGUAGUUGCUGGAACUGAGGAAAGCGGGAAGAAUUAUUUAAUAAAGGGGAGUAACUCCACUCCUGGGAUCAUUCCGUUCCUUGAAAAACGACUUGCUACUCUAGGGGCCGAAUUAGCACUCACCUCUAAAGUAUCGUAUCUUCGGUAUCACAAGCACACGUUUUGGGACAUUCUAAAUCCAAAUCGCAGUUCUGUUUCUCUACAAUCUUCAAAUGACAUAUAUUCUUUCCCUUCUGUUAAAUCCCUUCCUCUCUCCGACAUGAAGAGUGUGAGCGAAGUCGAGACCACAAUCCAUUCCUCCCUCCACUCGACCUAUCAAGACACCACCGGCCCCUCUCUCUGGAUGUUCACUGUAUAG
Blastocystis hominis is the source of this 594-nucleotide messenger RNA. RefSeq lists its product as hypothetical. Gene Ontology annotation, biological process: microtubule-based movement. Gene Ontology annotation, molecular function: ATP binding; microtubule binding; microtubule motor activity. The transcript is spliced from 4 exons. The coding region runs from base 1 to 594 and encodes 197 amino acids. The record is from RefSeq and is a predicted model, not a curated record. NCBI's taxonomy places the organism in Eukaryota, Bigyra, Opalinata, Blastocystidae.